CCCAGCCGGCCGUUCCAAUCCACUCCCCCGGUUAUUCUUUUCGAUUCCCACCCCCGUCUCCUCAUCGCGCUCACGACCACGCCCCAGCGCCUUUGCUGCCCGCACCACCACAACACCGCACUCCAACGCCACCGUCCCACCCCGUCCCCGUCGCUUUCGUUCGUCAUCGGCGCCUUCCCUUCCCCCGCACGGAACCUCAGCAGCGGUAUAAGCCUAUAAGGCAGUCCUAUCCCCCGCCGCACCAUGGCCCCCGCAUCGCUCUCCGCCCCGCACGCCCUCUCCCUCCUCGCGCCCCCUAGAGUCGCGUCCGGGAGGAGGAGGAGCUUGUCCGUGCCGGUCGCGGUCUGGCCGGUGACCGGGGUGUCCGUCGCGGCGGGGAGGAGGCUUGUGGCGGCGGCGGCGGCGACGGAGAUGGCGCCUGCGGCGAGCGAGGAAGAGGGGAAGGCGUUUGUGGAGGAGAUGCGGGCGGUGGCCAUGCGGCUGCACACCAAGGACCAGGCCAGGGAGGGGGAGAAGGAGCCCCAGGCGCCGCCCGUCGCCAAGUGGGAGCCCUCCGUUGAGGGGUACCUCCGCUUCCUCGUCGACAGCAGGCUCGUCUUCCAGACGCUCGAGGACAUCGUCGACCGCGCCGCCGUCCCCUGGUAUGCUGAGUUCCGGAAUACUGGGUUGGAGAGAUCAGAGGCACUCAAGAAGGAUUUGGAAUGGUUCAGGCAACAGGGCCACACAAUUCGAGAACCAUCUGCUCCUGGUACUACAUACGCUUCCUAUCUGGAAGAGCUGUCUGAGAGGGACCCCCAGGCAUUUAUCUGCCAUUUCUAUAAUGUGUACUUUGCUCACACUGCUGGAGGCCGGAUGAUUGGAAAAAAGGUUGCCGAGAAGAUUCUGAACAAGAAAGAGCUGGAGUUCUACAAGUGGGAAGGUAACCUUUCCCAGCUGCUGCAGAAUGUCCGCAACAAGCUUAACCAAGUUGCUUCGAGCUGGUCUCGGCAGGAGAAGGACCAUUGUCUUGAGGAGACGGAGAAGUCGUUCGCGUACUCUGGAGACCUCCUCCGCCAUAUAUUCACCUGAUAUACGAUCGUUGUCUGAUUCAAUCACAAACGCUGUAAAUACAUAAUCCGUGACUGAUCAGACUCUCUUAACUGGGGAGGGAGACUCUACCAGGUGUGAUAUGCCUUGCCAAAUGUCAAGAACCCCUCGGUUUGGUGGGCC
Phragmites australis (common reed) is the source of this 1209-nucleotide messenger RNA. RefSeq names its product heme oxygenase 1, chloroplastic-like. Gene Ontology annotation, biological process: heme oxidation; phytochromobilin biosynthetic process. Bases 244 to 1068 code for a protein of 274 amino acids. Gene Ontology annotation, molecular function: heme oxygenase (decyclizing) activity. The record is from RefSeq and is a predicted model, not a curated record. Lineage: Eukaryota; Viridiplantae; Streptophyta; Magnoliopsida; Poales; Poaceae. The transcript has 4 exons.